UCCAAAGCUACAUAAAGUACACAAAACAGGACUGGCAAAAAGAAUAAGUAAUUAUGGUACACCAAGAGAAGUGUGGGCUUUAUAUAGGUUACUGUACAAAUCCGUGUAAGGACCUUGCGAGCUGGUCUGCAUACUCCAGUACCCUUCUACUUCCCUCACUGCAGUAACACGCUGAUUUCUGACACAGCCUGGAGUCUGUGGCUCUCGCAUUGACAACUUACAUUACUUCGGGACAUUUUUGUCAGACUUCAUCCAAACUACAAAAAAAUAACUCAAAUUACUGUAUUACACUGCAAGUUAGCCGCCCAGAAAUACAAAAAUUAAAUAUGCUACAAAAAUUAGCGCAUCACAGAUAUAAAAAAGCAAUAAAUAUUAUUAAUGUAGCGUAGGCCUAACGUAGCGUAUAGAAUUAAGCAUUCACGCAUGCACUACGUGGUCAGUAGUGUACGUUGCUUAAGAGUAAUACAGAAAUCACGCGCUAAGUGGUAGCGGCUAGUAAAAGAUAGCUGUCAAGACUUUCCAGUUGUAAAAAAAAAAAAAAAAAAAAAAAAAAAAUACACAAAACGAUGUAUAUUUCGAGUUUACUCUUUAAGUUCUCGUAUUUGUGCGGUUAAUGCAACACAAAACGGCACUGAAAAUCGCAAAUACCAGCAUAACGUGUCUUCAUUUCACUUUAGCUAAGCUAGCUAUACUUAUGACGCCGCUCCGACAAAGCGCCCAGCUCCACCCACCGCAGAGCUCUACUGCAGUGGACAUAUAUAGUGGCGAAAGCACAAGCAAGUUAACAUUUAAAACAUACAACAAAGGCUCAGUGUGCACCAUAUCGCUAUUCAAUCAAACAAAAUUGAUUAAAUUAAUUUCAAAGUUACAAUUCGUACAGAAAAGUGCCGUUUUUCUUCACAGCACUCGCCGCCGUCCAUCCCCACCCACUGAAGCCCCGAGCGGAACAGCCGAGCUCGAGGUGUAGUUUUUUUCUCUCGCGAGGAAGGACGCCAUUAUCGGAAUCGCACAAACAACACGAGAAUUCACCCCUCAAACGGCCAUCUUGUUGUGGAUGAUACACAUUAGGAAGUCGGCGUAUGGCUUUCCAUCUCCAUCAUCCACCUACUGCUUAUCAAUGAUUGUUUAGGGCAUUACAGAGGUGCUCUGUAAUUAUUGCAUUGCUUGGUUUGUAGCAACAGCAGUCUUCAUGAUGUCAGAGCAGGAGCUGGAAGAGAUGGUUCAAAUUGCAGUGGAAGACUUGACUCCAGUGGAACCAUCUGGUGUGAUUGCUGCAGUUGUGCUGGAGAAUCAUGAAGAUGGCGAUGACAAACCAGAGAGGAAACGUCCACGUAUGGAGAUAACAUGUCAAGAUGGAUCUCUGAAGACUAUGUUAUAUUCCUUCAACCAAACUAUCUGUCAGCGGCUUGAGGCUAUUGAGGCAAAGCUGCAGGUACUGGAGGCAGUCUGUAGAACACUAGAAGAGAAGGUGGAUGUGGUGGUGAACAAGAACCAGGGGCCCAUUCAAGUGCCCAUGGUGGCUGGGUCUCCAUUGGGUGCCACACAGACCUGGAACAAAGUUCGAUGUCUCGUCCCACAGACAAAUGUAAUUGUGAGUAAUGACCGGCAGAAGGGAGCGGGACAUGAAGAUGGGUCUAUGCAUGCAGCAGAGUCACUGGAAAACCUUCUCAGCAAUACGGUGAGUGGACGAAGGCAGAACACUAUCCUGGUGAAGGUUCCAGCCCCAGAUGACAGUCAAGAGGACGUGGAGAGUGGUUCAGAGGCCAGUGAUUCAGUAUCUAACAGUGGCCAAGCCUCUGGCCAGGCUGCCAACAAUGUCACACUCAUUACGCUAAAUUCUGAAGAGGACUACCCUGGGGGUACUUGGCUUGGUGAUGAAAACAAUCCAGAGAUGCGUGUGCGGUGCCCUGUGUCCCCAGCAGACAUGCUGCACAUCAGCACUAACUGUCGCACAGCUGAGAAGAUGGCACUGACGCUGUUGGACUACUUGUUCCACCGAGAAGUGCAGGCUGUCUCUAACCUCUCUGGGCAGGGGAAACACGGCAAGAAACAGCUGGACCCCCUAAUGAUUUAUGGCAUCCGCUGUCACUUGUUCCACAAGUUUGGUAUCACGGAAUCGGACUGGUAUCGGAUCAAGCAGAGCAUUGACUCCAAGUGUCGAACAGCGUGGCGGCGUAAGCAGCGGGGGCAAAGCCUGGCUGUCAAGAGCUUCUCCCGUAGGAACCCUGUCUCUCAGACCUCCUCAGAAGGCACUGCUGCGGCCAGUGCAUCUCAAACAGAGAACUCUGCCCAGCAGGCACUGCACUACGCUCUGGCCAACACCCAGCAGGUGCAGAUCCACCACAUAGGACAGGAUGGACAAGUACAAGUGAUUCCUCAGGGACACCUCCACAUUGCUCAGGUUCCUCAAGGGGAACAAGUCCAAAUCACACAGGACAGUGAGGGAAAUCUCCAGAUCCAUCAGGUUCACGUGGGCCAGGAUGGACAGGUUCUUCAGGGGGCACAGCUGAUUGCUGUGGCCUCAGCAGAUACUGGGGCAACAGGAGUGGAGGGCACAUCGCUGCAGGCCAGUGACAUCCAGGUGCAGUAUGUCCAGCUGGCACCUGUUGCUGACCACACCACUGCUGUGCAGGGUGCAGAGGCACUGGGACCUGCCCUGCAGGCUGACAUGGAGAUGAAGCAUGGAGCUAUUCAGAUCCAACAGGGAGAGAAUGGGGAAGUCGUGCAGAUCCAGAUGCCAGUGAACACUGUAACCACCUGAAGAGAAGUCGGACCAUCUUUUGCCAGCAGUGACCGGCAGGAACUUGGACUUGGCUCAACAUGAAGAGUACGGGAGCAAUGUGUGUCUAUUCUAAGAAAACACAAAGUUUGGGUUGAUAAAUUUAGAACAAGAACUUUUUUGCGUUGCAGAUUUUCCCAGGAUAUUUAUCAAAGCAAUUCUGGUUGCUUUCAUAAUGUGAUUAAAGACACAGCAGAAAUCCCUUUGAAAUACAAAAAAGUACAAUUAUGAAGGAAUACCUUAACCACUUCUUCACAUUGCUGUCUCUCUGCUUUUUUGGGUUAGGUGUUAAAGAUAUGUUCAAAGCAGUUGUUUUCAACAGAUUUCUGGAAAAGAUAUGAAUGCAAGCUAAAUGUAUAUUGGCACAAAAACAAUUUUGGCUCUUGCUACAAAAAAUAAAUUCAAGAUGUUGGUUUAGGCAUCGCUGAUAGGCCAAGACAUUUGCAGAACAGAGAUGCAGAGGCAAUGGAUUCAUAGUUUUCUAUGAGUUUCAUAGCAGUUUAUCUACAGCUUGAUCAGCAAAAAGGGGUUUGUUUAUUAUUACUGACCAUUGCACCUUUCAAGCAGCUCUUCAAAGAGUUUAACAGCUCCACUGUUUUGACGACAGACUCUGCUUGGUCUUCGUUCUGUUAUCCAGAUUUUUUAAGGACACAUUUAUACAGCAAGAGCAGAGAACUCAUUCCAAGCUAAAAAGGUUUCUCAAAAAAGCUAUGAACAAUUUAGUUUUGUUUGACAUUUUUUGCUUCUGAGAAACUCUGACUGUGGUUUGUAAUUUUAUUGUUAUCCUUGUUUCGUUUGACAUUCUUUGUUAUAUCUUGCUUAAAUGUGUAUUUAGCAUUUCUAGGAGAUAGAAUAGCAGUGGAUGGAUAUCUGAAAUACAAAGAAAAAAGAUGUUUUUCGUUCUUUUGUGCUGGAAAUUUAUUCAGAUUAAUAAAACCAUUUUAUAGAGGGCACAGAAA
This is a messenger RNA of Scleropages formosus (Asian bonytongue), 3738 nucleotides long. It is a transcript of the gene banp, whose product is annotated as BTG3 associated nuclear protein. NCBI's taxonomy places the organism in Eukaryota, Metazoa, Chordata, Actinopteri, Osteoglossiformes, Osteoglossidae. The transcript is spliced from 13 exons. Gene Ontology annotation, molecular function: DNA binding. The coding region runs from base 1190 to 2761 and encodes 523 amino acids. Gene Ontology annotation, biological process: negative regulation of protein catabolic process; protein localization to nucleus. The record is from RefSeq and is a predicted model, not a curated record.